UCAAGCUUUCGUUGAAGCUUUUGUGGCUUAGCUAUUGAAGCAUAUUAAGAUGGCUAGUGCUACACUGAAGGUUGAGAUUGUUUCAAGAGAAACAAUCAAACCAUCCUCUCCUACACCUUCCAACCUUGGAACUUUUGGGCUUUCUCUUCUUGAUCAAUUCUUCCCUGCAGUGUACACCCAUUCAUUUCUCUUCUACCCUGCCAAAAGUGACAAUAAUCUACAUCUAGAUGUCAAGAAGAGAUGUCAUGUUCUUAAAACAUCUUUAUCCAAAACCCUAGCCUUGUACUACCCUUUUGCCGGAAGAAUCAAAGACCAUAUUUCCAUUGAUUGUAAUGAUGAGGGGGCUACGUUUAUUGAAACGCGAGUCAAUUGCCUUUUGUCUGAUGUUCUACAAAACCCAAAUCCUGAUCAAUUUAAAGAAUUCCUACCUCCUGAGUUUGAACAGUCGGUAGCAAUAGGAACAGGUAAUUUACUUCUCGUUCAAGCUAACUUUUUUGAAUGCGGUGGUAUGGCAAUUGCAGUGUGUCUUUCUCACAAGAUCGCUGAUGGAACGACUUACACGACAUUCAUGAAGGUGUGGGCUUCCAUAGCACGUGAAGCCAGUGAGGUAGUUCAUCUGGAACUAUUUGCUGGAGCGACUCUCUUUCCUCCCAUUGACUACAAGUUGCCUUCAAAUGUUAAUUUUCUUCUUUUCAAAGACAAGUCACGUAUAUCCAAAAGAUUUAUUUUUACAGCAUCAAAUAUUGAUGCCCUCAAGGCUAAAAUUACUAGCGCAAGCGUCCAACAACCUACACGCGUAGAAGCUAUAACGGCACUAAUUUGGAAGUGUGCAAUGACCGCAUCAAGAUCAAUCAAAGGGACAUGCUCGACACCUUCUUUGUGUACUCUUUCGGUAAACUUGAGGAAGAGAUUAUCGACGCCCUUGUCAGAAUACUUAAUUGGAAAUAUCGUGUCAGGAAUCACGGUCGAAUUUUCAGAAACGAAAAUAGAAUUGCAAAGCUUGGUUAUCAAGCUAAGAAAAGAGUUGAAAGAGUUGAAAGUGAAUAGGGAAGAAAUAUCAGACACAAUAAACAAAAUGCUGGAAAUAGCAACCUCAGGAAAAGGGAUCGGAGGUGUUGUAGAUACCUAUUCUUUUUCUAGUUGGUGUCGAAUGCCGUUGUACGAAACCGAUUUCGGGUGGGGGAAGCCAUUGUGGAUUUCUUUUGCCAACUUGGAAGUCCCAAAUGGGGGUGGUGUUUUUGUGGAUACAAGGGAGGGUGAUGGAAUUGAGGCAUGGAUAACCUUGCGUGAAGAUGAGAUGGCCAUAUUUGAACAAAAUGAAGAGUUGCUUUCAUUUGCUUAUGUGAACCCAAGUGUCAUUGAAAUGACAUGAACUUCUUCCUUCUUCCUCUUCUUUUUUCUGUUUCUGGUCUUGCCUUUUCAAUCUGUAUUUCCAUCUUUUGUAAUCUUCUUCAUGGGUUCAAUGGUAGUUUGUCUUUUAUCAUUAUUUGUUUGCA
This is a messenger RNA of Tripterygium wilfordii, 1496 nucleotides long. RefSeq names its product BAHD acyltransferase BIA1-like. The transcript has a single exon. Bases 50 to 1372 code for a protein of 440 amino acids. Lineage: Eukaryota; Viridiplantae; Streptophyta; Magnoliopsida; Celastrales; Celastraceae. The record is from RefSeq and is a predicted model, not a curated record.